This is a messenger RNA of Solanum pennellii, 1269 nucleotides long. Its product is annotated as 1-aminocyclopropane-1-carboxylate oxidase 1. Bases 107 to 1054 code for a protein of 315 amino acids. The transcript is spliced from 4 exons. The record is from RefSeq and is a predicted model, not a curated record. NCBI's taxonomy places the organism in Eukaryota, Viridiplantae, Streptophyta, Magnoliopsida, Solanales, Solanaceae.
CUCAUUAUUUGUACAUCAAACAUUGAUAUUCAUCUCUUCAAUCUUUUGUAUUCACAUAUUAUAUUUAUUCAAUACACUUAGAAAAACACUUUACCAAGAAAUUAAGAUGGAGAACUUCCCAAUUAUUAACUUGGAAAAGCUCAAUGGAGAUGAGAGAGCCAACACCAUGGAAAUGAUCAAAGAUGCUUGUGAGAAUUGGGGCUUCUUUGAGUUGGUGAACCAUGGAAUUCCACAUGAAGUAAUGGACACAGUAGAGAAAAUGACAAAGGCACAUUACAAGAAGUGCAUGGAACAGAGGUUUAAGGAACUAGUGGCAAGUAAGGGACUUGAGGCUGUUCAAGCUGAGGUUACUGAUUUAGAUUGGGAAAGCACUUUCUUCUUGCGCCAUCUUCCUACUUCUAAUAUCUCUCAAGUACCCGAUCUUGACGAAGAAUACAGAGAGGUGAUGAGAGAUUUUGCUAAAAGAUUGGAGAAGUUGGCUGAGGAGUUACUUGACUUACUCUGUGAAAAUCUUGGACUUGAAAAAGGUUAUUUGAAAAAUGCCUUUUAUGGAUCAAAAGGUCCCAAUUUUGGUUCUAAAGUUAGCAACUAUCCACCAUGUCCUAAGCCCGAUUUGAUCAAGGGACUCCGCGCUCAUACAGACGCUGGAGGCAUCAUACUUCUAUUCCAAGAUGACAAAGUGAGUGGCCUUCAACUCCUCAAAGACGAGCAAUGGAUCAAUGUUCCUCCCAUGCGCCACUCUAUUGUGGUUAACCUUGGUGAUCAACUUGAGGUGAUCACUAACGGGAAGUACAAGAGUGUGAUGCACAGAGUGAUUGCACAAACAGACGGGACACGAAUGUCAUUAGCCUCAUUUUACAAUCCAGGAAGUGAUGCAGUAAUAUAUCCAGCAAAAACUUUGGUUGAAAAAGAGGCAGAGGAAAGUACACAAGUGUAUCCAAAGUUUGUGUUUGAUGAUUACAUGAAGUUAUAUGCUGGACUUAAGUUUCAAGCCAAAGAGCCAAGAUUUGAAGCAAUGAAGGCAAUGGAAAGUGAUCCAAUUGCAAGUGCUUAGAUUCCAAUUCAAUUAAAAAUUUGGUGUUUGAAAAAUAUAUUUAAAUAUAGCAAUCUAUGUAUACACAUUAUUUGCUCUUCUUAUGUAUGGUAGAAUAAAGUUAGUAUUAAAAAAGAUUGUGAUUUGCUGCAUAUGUAUCAAAAAGAGUCCUAAUAUUUGUAUCAAUAAAUAAGGUGCCUUUUAGUGAAAUUAUACAAAUAAUAAUUUGGAGUCUA